Molecule: messenger RNA, 1231 nt
Organism: Leptonychotes weddellii (Weddell seal)
Lineage: Eukaryota; Metazoa; Chordata; Mammalia; Carnivora; Phocidae
Gene: ALKAL1
Product: ALK and LTK ligand 1
Biological process (GO): positive regulation of ERK1 and ERK2 cascade; positive regulation of ERK5 cascade
Molecular function (GO): receptor tyrosine kinase binding; receptor signaling protein tyrosine kinase activator activity
Source: RefSeq, a predicted model, not a curated record
CAUCGCGCCGGGGCGGAGCCGCCCUCCCCGCAGGUUGGGCCUCCUGCUCCCGGCUUGGUCGCUCCGGCCAGCACCUCCAAGCGCAGCUGGAUUCAGGCUGGAGAAAGUGAGCUCUGUACCUUUCAGCCCCCGGAAUCGCCGUCUCCGCACACCAUGGCCCAAGUCUCGACUCUGCUUUCUUCCGUCCCGACCUAGAAGUUUCGGGUUCUGUUGACCCUCAGAGACUGAACCAAGACCCAGGUCCCGGCCCCGGAGGGGCAUUCCGGAAGGAGCCCCGAGGACCUGCUGAUCCCGAGGCUCGUGUGUGCAGUGCCGGGGAGUCCGGUGCGCUCGGACUCGCCUUUGUGCCCUGGGACAACCCUGCGGUCCCCAGCAGCCGCUCCGCUCCGCGUCCCCGCCCAGAGACACCGAGGCACGCAGGUAUCAGCCUACGCCGGCUAAGUCCCAGCACUGUUCCAGCCGGACGCCGCGGGGACACCUCCCCACAGCCCCUCUCCUGGCUCUCGGACCCCCCAGUCCCGGCACACACACCUGCCUCCGGACCCGCCCCUGGGAGCCUCCUGCGCGGUCCUCCGCGUGCGCAGACAUGAGGCCAAUUAAGCCAGGCGCCCCGCUGCCCGCGCUCCUCGUGCUCGCUCUGGCUUUGUCCCUGCCCGGGGCCCAGGGGAGGCCCCGGGGUGGCAGGGGAGCACGUGCCACGGACCAAGAACCCAAGUCGUGGCUUUUCCUCCCCGCGGCCAGGGCCGGCCCGGCUCCCAACGCCUCCCGGAGCACUGAAAUAUUCCCAAGAGAUUUGAAUUUAAAAGACAAAUUCAUAAAGCAUUUCACAGGGCCAGUCACAUUUUCAGCUGAAUGUAGCAAACAUUUCCAUCGACUCUAUCACAACACCAGGGAUUGCUCAACACCAGCUUAUUACAAGAGAUGUGCUAGAUUGCUAACAAGAUUAGCAGUGAGUCCCCUGUGCUCACAGACCUAGAAGACUUGCCUUAUGAACAUUUCUUAAGAAUGUAAAUCUGAUUUGAAGAAAAAAGUGCCUGGAAUCAUAUUAACUGUGCAAAGAGAUGAAGUAUCUAACUUUAUGGUGUAUUAAGAUGAGUAAAAUAAGAGACUUCUCAGAAAUAACUGAUUAUUUGUGUCUUUUCAUACAGAGCAGUCUUUCUUGGUUUAUCUUCGUGUACAGAGUAAUUUGAAAUUUUUAAAAAACAAAGUUUAGGGGCGCCUGGGUGGCUCA